Aspergillus neoniger CBS 115656 is the source of this 1580-nucleotide messenger RNA. RefSeq lists its product as uncharacterized. The record is from RefSeq and is a predicted model, not a curated record. Gene Ontology annotation, cellular component: nucleus. Bases 1 to 1536 code for a protein of 511 amino acids. Gene Ontology annotation, molecular function: transcription cis-regulatory region binding; DNA-binding transcription factor activity. Lineage: Eukaryota; Fungi; Ascomycota; Eurotiomycetes; Eurotiales; Aspergillaceae. The transcript is spliced from 3 exons. Gene Ontology annotation, biological process: positive regulation of transcription by RNA polymerase II.
AUGAGUUGGUUCACUGGACCAGCGGAGAAGUUACGUCUUGCUUUGCUGAGCGAUCUGCAACCUCCUCUUGAGCGUAGCCAGUCAUCUACUGAGACCAUUGAGCAAUGCGAGACAUCAAAUCCAUUUGUUGAAAGCACAGAAGCGCCCGACCAUUCGACCACAGGCAGCGGUCCAGCACUUACAUUGCAGACCUCCGAGGCCGAAAGCAGCCCGGGGAAACAACAUGACGCUGGGAUAGUAUCACGACUAACUGAUUUGUCUACGAAUGAGCACCCCGUGAUCGAUACCUGCGUUCUAUCCAUAUCGGCUGCACAUCUCUCGCAGCAACAGCGUGAGAUGAGUAAACUGGCUGCAAGCCACCACACAGCAGCGCUUGCAAAACUUGCUGCUGAAUUCGACGCUCUGGACAAACAGUCACCGUCAGUCUCACCCGAUAAGGCUUUACUCUCCCAAAGGAACACCGGAUCUACGACUGUCUUACUUCUUGGGAUUACUAUGAUCGGAAAAACAUCAUCAUGGAAUGAUUUAUCCUCACUUGGAACGCAGCACCUCGAAGCGGCAAGGGCUAUUUUCAAGUCGUUAUAUUGCGAACGCCACGCUGAGCCUUCUCCAGACUCCUGUUUACUGGGACCAGAUGACCCGCGUGCUCGACAAUUCUUCGUAGGAGCUUUAGCUUACUGGGAAGCCUUGAUGUCUUUUGCCGUAGACAACAGCACAGACACGACAGACUACCUCCUACCCUUCGGCGACGACGAAAGCAACAUGUCAAUUAUGCAUCCCUGGAGCGGUUUGUCUCCCAAACUCUUCAUCUAUCUGUCAAGGGUCGGCUCUCUCGCCCGACAGGCGCACCAUCUACGGCGGGCAACAGCUUCCCCGCAACGGACACAAAAAGACCGACACGAACUUCUAUCGCAAGGCAAGCAUCUAGAAGAGUUAAUAUGCCAAUACAAAUUUCCCCGUCAGGAUCAGUUCCAAAGUACAGGUGAUCCAUCUACUCCAAUCCUCCAUUUCCGAUUCCUAGCUAGAGCCUAUGAACUAUCGAUUAUGCUCGAGCUGUGUCGAACAUUUCCCGAGUUGCUGCGCCGCGACCAACGGGAGUUGGAUCACGACAGUCUAAAACAACAUCUGAAUACUCUGGCCAUCACGAUUCUCACGCUGAUUGCCAAGAUACCUGAAACAUCUGGAACGAGGGCUAUUCAUAUGCCGGUUCUUGUGAUAGCGGGAAGUACGCUUCAGUUUCAGCGGACUGAAGAUAUGCAUGUUGACAUGGAAGUAUUGGCUGAAGGUGUGCCGGUGUCUACUCAGACACGUGGGCAAUUUGAUAUACAAUUCUGGCGGCUAUUCGUCGAUUCUAGACUCGACAAGUUGGCGUCCUAUAUGGGCUUAGAUACAGUGCGGCGGGCAUGUAGGAUUGUAAGAGAAACUUGGGCUCGGGCAGAUCGGAUAUUGUUGAGUAGUCCAUUGGACGGCCAAUCUCCGAUUGUGCAUUGGAUUGACGUGAUGAUUGACAAUGGAUUGGAAACCCUUAUUGGUUAGAAAUGCGAUAGAUAGGGUACCUGAUUUGACAGCAGGGUAUCUAC